AUGUCUGUUAAUACUACUAAUACUACUACAUUGCUAAAGUCAGAGGACCCAGCGAUUGAGCCCGCUGCAGCUACAAAUGAAUCCUUUACACCAAAACUGACAAGUGUCGUUGGUGAGGAAAUUGCGUCACCUUUUCAAAUCCAUUCAAGCGUAUUGGAUUCUGUCUUUAGUACGAAUCUUGAUGGAAAAGAAGACGCUAUGUUGGACCAUACUCCCAUGUUUGACGAGCUUGACUUUAUCAUUGAUGGUGUCAAUGUUAAUUCCAAGGAUGAUUGGGUUGCUUUGUUUGAAAAGGAGGAUGAAGAUGAAGAUGAAGAUGAAGCAAAUCUCACUUCUUUGGCUCGUUCAGGUGCUGCUAAUGGUCCGAUUAUCUCUUUAGACAAGUGUGAUGGUGGAAAAGAAGUUCCUUUGGACGAUUUAAUGUUGGAAGCUUUAUUGGUUGAACCAUUACCAAAUGGUUUGACUGAUGAAACUAUUUCCACUGCAACUACCCCUGUUUCAGGUCUGGAAAUGGCAAGCACCGAGUGCACCAGCAUUGCACCACCAGCACAAGCCGCCACAUCAAGGGUUAAAAAGAGAAGCUUUAAAGAAGUUGAACAAACUCAAUUGUUCACUCCAAAUCCUUCAUCUACAUUACCAACUCCGCAGUUGGAUGUGAAGAGACCCGCUACUACUACUCCUACUACUCCUACUACUAAUACUUUUACAAAGAAGGCUGCAGUUGAUCAUUUGGGAUGUGUGUCUUAUUCCAAGAAGCAAAGAUCACAAUCACUCAAGCCAAUUGAUCUCAGCGGAAUCGAAGAUUUGACUGUUUUGAAAAGAGCCAAAAAUACAGAAGCUGCUAGAAGAUCAAGAGCUAGAAAGAUGGAGAGAAUGUCUCAAUUGGAGGACCGUGUUGGUGGAUUGUUGAAAGAGAAUAGUCAGUUGAGUCUAGAGGUUGAGAGAUUGAAAUCUUUACUCUGCUCUAAUGGUAUUAGUUUUUGA
This is a messenger RNA of Lodderomyces oxycetoniae, 984 nucleotides long. It is a transcript of the gene GCN4, whose product is annotated as amino acid starvation-responsive transcription factor. The record is from RefSeq and is a predicted model, not a curated record. Lineage: Eukaryota; Fungi; Ascomycota; Pichiomycetes; Serinales; Debaryomycetaceae. Gene Ontology annotation, molecular function: DNA-binding transcription factor activity, RNA polymerase II-specific; RNA polymerase II cis-regulatory region sequence-specific DNA binding. Gene Ontology annotation, biological process: positive regulation of cellular response to amino acid starvation. The coding region runs from base 1 to 984 and encodes 327 amino acids. Gene Ontology annotation, cellular component: transcription regulator complex. The transcript has a single exon.